Messenger RNA from Cotesia glomerata, 4089 nucleotides. RefSeq names its product leukocyte receptor cluster member 8 homolog. The coding region runs from base 329 to 2815 and encodes 828 amino acids. The transcript has 6 exons. Gene Ontology annotation, cellular component: nucleus. The record is from RefSeq and is a predicted model, not a curated record. NCBI's taxonomy places the organism in Eukaryota, Metazoa, Arthropoda, Insecta, Hymenoptera, Braconidae.
UGCAAGUUGCAAGUGAAAGGAAGAACGAAGACUAUUUCGGAGCACAAUGUUACAUAUUUUUCGCAGCCAUAUUUGUGUGUUCAUUAUGUGUUAAUUGAUCGUUAUUUAUUUAGCUGUGUUGUUCCGUGUUAAUGGUUCAAUUAAUUUAAACAUAAAAAUAAUAAUUUGUAUAAUUAUCGAAUUAAAUAUUAUAUAUAUUUUUUAAAUGUGUAGUUAAUUAAGAAGAUAGAGUAAGAAUAUAAUUAUAGGAAACAUAUUCACAUACGUUUGAUUACAACCAGUAGGUCUACGAGUGGGUUUCAGUUGGUCUGAAACACUUUGAUCAGGCAUGUCGGAAAGCGAGGUUGUCGCAUCACAACAAAAGCAGCAGUCACAGCAGCAGCAGCAGCACUUUAAUCAGCAGUUUAAUCCCAACCCGAUGGCUAACAUGGUUUGGCAAUAUCCACAACCAGCAAACAUGCACCAAUAUCAAGGUUUUCCCAAUCAGAUGUAUCCGCAAGGUUACAACCCUCAAGGACAAAUGUAUUACUAUCCUCCAGGAAUGAUGACAGCAUACGGAUCAGCUUUUAAUGGUCAACAGAUUCCCCCUCAACAGCAGCAGCAGCAGCAGCAGCAGCAGCAGCCUCAACAGCAGCAGAGCGUUCAGAACAACCAGAGCAACAAGUCUCAAGUACAGCAACAGCAGCAAUCGCAGCAGCCUAUCCAGCCAAUGGUUCUAGAUGAUGAUGCAGAUCUUCCUCCUUUGCCUCCAGGACCGCCACCUCCUACUCAACCACCACCUCAGCAUAAUAAUCAACCUCAGACUCCAUUACAGAAUCAGCAACAGAUGUUUAUGUAUUACCAAGCAAAUUACGGAGGAUGGACUGAUCAAAAUGACAUGUCACAAUUCAAUAAUGGACAACAGCCGAUAAGAUUCAACUCGCCAAACAAGAAAGCUGGCCUAGGUUCAGUACCAUCUGGUAACAGUGGAGCAGCCAAGAAGAAGAGACGAAAGAACAAAUACGUAACAGCUUCUCAGAUGAACAACAACUCAUUUCAGGGAAAUAACGUAGUUACGACUUUUACUCCGGGAACAGAUAUAAAACCCGACAGUUUACCUCCGUUGCCUCCCAGCGAAGUUAUCGCGCUACUUCCAAAAUCAGCCCCACCAGCGAUAAAAGCCCCCGAUGUUCCGGUAGUUCCAGCUCCAAUUGUCUCUCCGUCUUCACCGACGAACGUACAACUUUCUCAAAUGAAUUCGAAAAAAUCCACGGUAGGUAGCAUCAAACCCUCUAUCAACAGCAACACUACUACCAAAGCAGCUCCGGUAACGGCGUCAAAUCCCAGUCCUGGGGGUGAUUGGCCCGAUAGUUUAAAGAAUUAUGUUAAUCGCUGUUAUGAAAAAUGUAAAACGGCUGUAGACAAGGAUCAGGUUGAGAUCAUUUUAAAGGGUAAAAUAACACGCGCGGCUAAUGACGGUUCGCUUUGGAUUAAGGAUUGGGACAUAGAACCACUACCAAGUAUCCACAGCGAGCGUAUGACAAUGACGAUUAAGGCUAAAAGCCCAAUUGUUAAAGCAUCCAAUAACUCAUUGACUAUUACAAUGAGUAAUAAUUUACGUAGGCCAGGCGGUCUCUCGACGUCACUUGGUGCACGUCUAGGGGCGCGUCUAUCAUCAUCAGGGCAUCGAAGAUCCAAGUCACGCACGCGAUCAAAAUCUAAAUCAAGGUCGCGUUCGCGUAGUAUUAGCCCACCGUCACGUAAAUACCGACGUAGCAGUUCGUCAUCCUCGAGUACCAGUGAUCGUGGUGGUAGUCAUGAUUACAAAUCGUCGUCUUCUUCAAAAUUCUCUAAAAAAAAUAAUAAUCGCAACAAGGAUAAUCAUAGCGUGAAAAAAUCCAAGAAGAAUAAACAACCUAAGUCACAUUUCUAUUCUGAAUUUGGUUUAGCUACAGGCAAUGCUGAGGAAUUAGGAUCGAAGGAAAAACUACAGCAACGGGCAGCUCGUUUUCAUGAUUCUGUUAGCAGGACCGUUGUUGUUAAAGAUGAUACAGCAGACUUUGAUUUCACAGGAUUACAUAUCAUUGGUACAUGCAAAGAUCUUGAGAAACCUUAUCUGCGUCUUACCUCUGCUCCAGCUCCAUCGGCAGUACGACCGGUAAGUGUUCUUCAGUCUUCUCUGGCUCAUGUGAAAAAACGCUGGGUGUCUGAGCAAGACUACAGAUACGCCUGUGACCAACUCAAGUCCAUACGUCAAGAUUUGACUGUACAAGGAAUCAGAGACUCCUUUACGGUUCACGUUUAUGAGACUCACGCCCGCGUUGCACUUGAGCGAGGAGAUCAUGAAGAGUUUAAUCAAUGUCAGACGCAGUUAAGAAUGCUGUACCAAGAUGUUGGUGGUGAUAAUCGUUGCGAAUUUGUAGCUUAUCGUAUUCUCUACUACAUAUUUACUAAAAAUACGCAGGACUUGACUACGAUAUUGGCUGCACUGACAAAAGAAGAUAAGAAAGAUGAGUGUAUUAAACACGCACUUAAAGUACGUUCUGCAUGGUGGCUGGGUAAUUUUCAUGUUUUCUUCAAACUAUAUAAAACUGCUCCGCGUAUGGCGGCAUUCCUUAUGGAUUGGUUCAUUGCUCGUGAGCGUAAAAACGCUCUGAAGACCAUGAUUAAGUCCUAUCGGCAAAAUUUGGCUGUUGAUUUCAUCAUUACGGAAUUGGCGUUUCAAUCUUUGGACAAGUUUUAUGAAUUUGUCAGUGAUUUUGGUCUUAAUUAUGCCGAUUCCGAGCGACAGCUUCUUGAUUGCAAGGCGAGCAGUAGUAGUUUAGGUGGUUGGUAAAAAAAUGAACCAACAAAAUUCGUUAUCCCUCUUGUUAAAACAAAACAAAAUUAUUUAAAAAAAAAAAAAAAAAAAAAAAAAAACCACUUGCUCGUAAUAGGAGAAAACCUCGUGCUUUAUCGCGGCAUGUACAUAUGUACAUUUGAUUAAUUGUGUAUAAAUUUUAAUGAAUGUUAUAUAUAUAUAUUAUAUAUAAGUAACAAAAACUAUAUAUAAUGUAUAUAUUUAUAUAAAUGUAUGUAUAUAAUUUUUUUUUAUACAUAUAAUGAGGCCUUUAGUGGCCAAGCAUUUCGAUCAAAUUUUCAUCUUGACAUGAGCUUAAGCCCUCGGGACUGUUUUCCGGGGAUAUUUGGCUCAACUUUUAUCAAUAUACUCAUACACAAGACGUUACGUGAUACGUAAAAGAUCUUUGAGUGCGUUGAAUAAAAUUUUUUAUGAAUGAAAAAUAUCAAGAUGCUUCAAGAAGAGUCUAAUGCAGUAUGAAUGACGGAUAAAACCUUUAAAAGUUUUUUUUUCCAAACUACUGCUUCAUUUCGAUUGUAAUUAUUUACGUAAAUUUAUGUACAUAUGCAUAAAUAGAUAUUUAUAAUAAUUGUGAAUAAUAUUAUUGCGGACACGACCGACAAGACGACGCUAUUCACCAUGUUAAUUUCAAGAUUAAACAUCAAUAUCAAAUCAUAUAUACAUAUAUCUGUCUAUAUAUAUAUAUUUCUAAUAGUAUUUACACCAGCAUUCUUCGAAGAAUUGAGCUACGAUCAAUUUUCCUAGUGUCCUCAGUAUUCUGGAAGUUUUCCUGACGUUAAUUUGAAGCCAAUUGAGAGGAUCUGGCAACCACGGAAGAGCAGUGAAGGACAUCGACGGCUUGGAAUCGGAAUCGGAAGUGAACUUAUCAAUUGACAAUUUGUCUGUACAUCUUUAGUUAUUGAAUUGAGAGCAAAGGGCGAGGGAUACAGAUUUCUAUCAACAGCAGCAGCAGAGGCAGUAGGGGAACAGCGAAGAAGAGGACUCAGUGCUUUUUUUUUUUUAGUGAUGAAAUUACUUUGUAUAUUAAAAAUCGGUUAAUGGUUUAUCGUUACGUGAGAUUAGAAACAUAUUUAAUGAAAUAGAAACUGCAAUUUUUUUUAAUUUUUUUUUUUCCAUAACAAAUGAACUAUUUCAAGCAGUACCACUAACACAUACACACAUACACUUCAGUAAUUAAUUUGAUCUCACUUGUAUCGAUUUACAUUUGUAGGAUCUAACGUGUGCAUAAUAAAUUAUUUUUUUUUUAAUUA